Racocetra persica is the source of this 653-nucleotide messenger RNA. Lineage: Eukaryota; Fungi; Glomeromycota; Glomeromycetes; Diversisporales; Gigasporaceae. The record is from the annotation of a GenBank genome assembly.
AAUUCGAAUUACAAAUGUAUACUGUUUAUAAAGAUGGCGAUCCAAGUGACGAGAGGUUAUCGUACAGAAAACUCAGUGAACCUACUAUAUUUGAAUUUACUAAAGAGAAAUUAAAGUUCUUUGAGAACAUUAAGCAUGAACAUAUAUUGAGAUGGUUUGUUGCCGUAUCAGAUAAAUCAACUAGCUCACCAGGAUUUAGAUUAUUAGCAAUAUCUUGCAUCAACAUAAAGGAUUUGGAAUCUUUUAUUGAUAAAACACAACCAAAAAAAGAGACUAUCGAUCAUGGAUUGACCUUUGUUUUCAUGAUUACAAAUAAUUCAAUUACACCUAUUGAUAAUAAAGAAUUACAAGUUGAAUAUGGUGGAAUAGUUAAAUUAUUUUCUGAAAAAGAUAGUAGAAGUAGUCAAAAUGCAGAAAAGGAUAAAGAUAAACAAGAAAUUGGCAGUAGUAGUCAAAAUGCAGAAAAGGAUAAAGAUAAUCAAGAAAUUAGCAGUAGUAGUCAAAAUGCAGAAACGGAUAAAGAUUAUCAAGAAAUUAACAUUAGUAGUCAAAAUGCAGAAACGGAUAAAGAUAAUCAAGAAAUUUGCAGUAAUAGUCAAAAUGACGAAAAGGAUAAUGAUGGAUAUUUCCUUAUUAUCCUAACACUUUCAGGG